Molecule: messenger RNA, 396 nt
Organism: Protopolystoma xenopodis
Lineage: Eukaryota; Metazoa; Platyhelminthes; Monogenea; Polystomatidea; Polystomatidae
Source: the annotation of a GenBank genome assembly
AUGAUUAAGGUCACGGCCGAUGGUACCUACAUCACUCAGACUGCACUCACACUUCGUAACCCCGCUACCUCUUAUGAACGAUGUGACACUGUUCAGCGGCCUGUGCUACAAGCGGCCCUUUUUGAUGCAGACUACAUGUCGGCCGUCGUGCUUGCAGUAGCCUUGGUGAAGCUUUUCUGUCGUUUUCUUGCUCAGAUAUCCGCUAAUGAAACAGGUUAUGUUAGUGAAGCAGAUAUUAUCAAGCGUGGCCGCAAGAUCAACUCUUUUGCCGCCGAAUCAAUGCUGAUUAUCUCCAGCGCCAUCCAUUUGGCAAAAAGUCAGCUCUUAUCUCACCAGGUCAAUCCAGACCAUCUAGACCGAAUGUGGAUCUGCCUAAAGGUAAACGCUUUGGCCUAA